CGCUGCCGGUGGGCGCCGGGCGCGCGUCGCGGGCUGAGGCGGAGGGAGGGGGUAAGAUGGCGGCGCCCGUCCUGCUGCGAGUGUCGGUGCCGCGCUGGGAGCGGGUGGCCCGAUCCGCCGUGUGCGCGGCCGGCAUCCUGCUGUCCCUCUACGCCUGUCACCUGGAGCGGGAGAAGGGCCGCGAUCUCCACUACCAGGCCUUGUGCGACCUUAGCGAGAGGGUUCGCUGCUCCGCCGCCAUCACCUCCAGAUGGGGUCGAGGAUUCGGUCUGUUGGGUUCCAUCUUUGGGAAGGACAGUGCAAUAAAUCAGUCCAACAGUGUUUUUGGACUUGUGUUUUAUAUACUACAAAUGCUACUUGGUAUGACAGCAAGUGCAGUAGCAGCUCUAAUCCUCAUGACAUCCUCCAUAGUGUCUGUAGUAGGGUCUUUGUACUUGGCGUACAUUCUGUACUUCGUGCUGAAGGAAUUUUGCAUUGUCUGCGUCAUCACAUAUUUGCUGAACUUCAUUCUCUUUAUCAUCAACUACAAACGACUAGUUUAUUUGAACGAGGCCUGGAAACGGCAACUCCAACCCAAACAGGAGUAGCGCCUGUUCGAACUUGUGACUGACAGCCUGAAGACCCAACUUCCAUUAAGUUUAUUUUGCAGUAAUUUUUUAUUCUCCAUAUCAGACGCUUUCCCUGAGAUUCAUAACUGAAUUUUUAAUUAGAAAUUGGAAGGGGCCCUAGAUAAUUUUUUUUUUUUUUUUUUU
This is a messenger RNA of Lagopus muta (rock ptarmigan), 752 nucleotides long. It is a transcript of the gene VKORC1L1, whose product is annotated as vitamin K epoxide reductase complex subunit 1 like 1. NCBI's taxonomy places the organism in Eukaryota, Metazoa, Chordata, Aves, Galliformes, Phasianidae. Gene Ontology annotation, molecular function: vitamin-K-epoxide reductase (warfarin-sensitive) activity. The record is from RefSeq and is a predicted model, not a curated record. The transcript has 3 exons. Gene Ontology annotation, biological process: vitamin K metabolic process; peptidyl-glutamic acid carboxylation. Bases 57 to 587 code for a protein of 176 amino acids.